Oxyura jamaicensis (ruddy duck) is the source of this 3176-nucleotide messenger RNA. RefSeq names its product ankyrin repeat and death domain containing 1B (gene ANKDD1B). NCBI's taxonomy places the organism in Eukaryota, Metazoa, Chordata, Aves, Anseriformes, Anatidae. Gene Ontology annotation, molecular function: protein binding. Bases 701 to 2296 code for a protein of 531 amino acids. The record is from RefSeq and is a predicted model, not a curated record. The transcript is spliced from 15 exons. Gene Ontology annotation, biological process: signal transduction.
UAUAAAGCAAAAGAAUGAUAGCUCUGUGUUCUUUGGGUUACUUUUCUGAUAUUUAAUUUAAAAUGUCAGCAAUAACAGACACUAAUUUUAAAGCAAAAUUUAACCUACUCACUCACAUUAAAAGUCAGCAAUUUUUAUGCCCUAUUUCAGGGAACGAUUGCCUACAUGAAAUAAUCCAUUUAAGCAAACCGAGGUAAAUAUGGAUCUGGAAGUCAAGAUAAACAGAAUUUUCUGAUUAGAUAGAUCUCAUUAUGUCAGUUCACCAAAAAUUGAACCUUUGGUGAUGUAUGUAUUGAUUGAUUUUGCUAGACCUAGACAAAGACAAGCAAAAGUGUUGUCUAUGUGAAAGUUAACUGAAAGUCUUGUGGCUGGAUUAAUUACAACUGUUUCUGCUACAACAUGCAUAUUUCUGCUCAGGUUCCUGCCAGAAGCACCCCGGUCUCUUGCAUCCCCAGAGCAUGCCAUGCUCACAGGGUUAUCUGUGACCCAGCGAACCGUGUGCUGACACAGAAUAACUCCAAGAGCAACUUCCCCUUCUGAAAAGGCCGAACCUGGUGGAAGCUGGGCUGAUGCGGCCAGGUGAUGGUGUGCUGCUCCCUGCAGCCUGGCUGGGUGUGCUUGAGUCAACUCAGAGCCCCAGGAACCGGUUUUUCAGUGCAGCAGGAAAAACACACCCCAGGCACCUCCCUCGGCAGCCAGCAUGGGGCCCCUUCCCUCAGGUGAGGAGGAAGAGGAGCUGCCAGCCAUGAUGAAGGGGCUGAACCGUCUGUUUGGUGCCAGGGAGGAUGUGAUGCAUGGAGAUGCAGCGGCCAACCACAACAGCUUAUUGCCAGAUGAAAGAGAAUUUCAACGUGCUGCUAAAAUGAACAAUCUGGAAACCAUGGAAAAGCUGUUUAAAAAGAGUGUAAAUAUAAACGCUGUAGAUACUCUGAAGCGCACAGCAUUGCAUUUUGCUGUUGCAAGAAGCCAUACAUCUGCAGUGGAUUUUCUUCUCCAUCACAAAGCUAGACUUGAUAUGGCAGAUCAGCACGGCCUGACAGUGAUUCAUCUUGCAGCUUGGACUGGAAAUCUGGAUGUAAUGCGAAAAUUAGUUAAAGCAGGCGCUGAUCAAAAGGCUAAGAAUGAGGAAGGAAUGAAUGCACUACACUUUGCAGCCCAGAACAACAGUGUUAAAAUAGUUGAUUAUUUUCUCCAAGAUCUUCAUCUGACUGACUUGAACAAGCCUGAUGGGAAAGGUAGAAAGCCAUUUCUUCUGGCAUCUGAAAAAGGCCAUGUUGACAUGAUAAAUAACUCGAUUGCUCUAAAGCUGUUCACAUCUGAAAAAGAUCAGGAGGGAAACACAGCCUUGCAUCUAGCAGCCAAAAAUGGACACAGUGAAGUUGUAGAAAUUCUGCUCAAACACUGGGAGGAAAUAAAUGACCUCAAUCAGAAUGGAGAAACACCAUUUUACUUGUCUGUUGAAGGCGGUCAUGAAAAAUGUGCUGAGCUGUUACUGGAAGCAGGGAGUGACAUCAACAUUUUAACGCAUAACAACAGCAGUGCAUUACAAAUUGCAAUUCAGAAUGGACAUCUAUCUUUGGUUACUUUUCUUAUUGAUAAGAAUAUUGAUCUGGUCCCUAAACCUGAGCAGAAGAAUUCUCCGCUCCAUUUAGCAGUCAUCAAUAAUCAUCUGCCGGUAGUAAAAACGCUCUUGGAUGCUAAUCAUGAUAUAAACUUCUUAAAUCAUAGGCAGGAAUCUCCUCUGCAUCUGGCGGCUGAUCUUGGCAAUGUGGAGCUGGUGGAAAUGUUGCUGAAGGCAGGCUGUGACCUCAAGACCAUGGAUAAGAAUGGAAAAACUGCACUAGCUGUGGCAUCAAGGAGCAAUUAUGCCCUAAUUGUAGAUAUGAUCAUUAAAGCAGAAAGGUAUUAUGCCACAGAACAGGCACAUCUAGGUCAUGGCGAUGACUGGUCGGACUUUGGUUUGUCCUUCAAACAAGAUCACAGUAUACAGACCAAGCAAAUUCGUUCCUCCCUUUGGAACCUGGCAUACAAUCACUUAAAACCCCAAGAAUGGAAAAAACUGGCCCUGUUCUGGAAGUUCACAGAUGAACAGAUUAGAGCUAUUGAAGAACAAUGGACAGGGAAAACAAGUUAUAAAGAACAUGGACACAGAAUGCUGCUCAUCUGGUUACAUGGUAUUUUGCUGGCUCAUCAGAAUCCUGUCAAGCAUAUAUAUGAAGAUUUGGUGGCAGCAGGAUUUCAACAUUUAGCUGAUAAUUCUCAAAACACAAAGAAAAAUGCUAAAUUUCUGAGCUAACGCCCAGACAGAAUUGAAUCAUGCCAAAGACAUCAAAGGCAACAAGAAGGGCUUCUACAAGUACCUCAGUACAGAAGGAAGACUAGGGAACAUUUGGCACUCUCCUUAAGGAAAGAGGACACCUGGUUACCUGGGACAGUGGAAAGGCAGAGGUACAGAAUGUGUUCUUUGCCUCAGUCUUUACCAGCAAGACUGGUCUUCAGGAAUUCCAGGUUCCAGAGGCCAGGCUGAAUGGCUGGAGCAAGGAAGAUGUACCUUUGGUGGAAGAGGAUCAGGUCUGGGAAUGCUUGAGCAAACUGGACCCAUCCAACCUAGUCUUGAACACCUCCAGGGAUGGGGCAUCCACAACUUCCCUGGGCAACUUUUUCCAGUGCCUCACCACCCUCUAAAUGAAGAAUUUCCUCCUAACCUCUAAGCUGAAUCUCCCCUCUUUAGUUUAAAUCCAUUCCCUCUUGUUCUGUCAGUAUCUGCCCGAGUAAAAAUUCACUCUCCAUCUUUUUAUAAGCCCUCUGCUGCAAUGAAAACUCACUGAAGAUCUGGCCAAGAAAGACACAGCCAAAACUACUCUGCCUAUGAAAAAAUUAAUACAGAAACAAGACAGAAAAAGUGACACUAUUUACUUCCUCUCCACACCUUACUCUGAGCUCAUUCUACCCAGCCCAAAGACAGUACUGCACAUUAUUUUAAGCAGGACUCAAAAUCUGAGCCUUGUCUAAUUGUCUCUUCAUCUUGGUCAUUUCUAUUUAAAAUUUUACCGGGUAUGUUGCAUUCAGAAUAUUGUUACAAGGAUAAUUCUGACUUACCUGAGUGACUGGAUGGUGUUUUUCAACAAUGACUGAACUCAUGGGUGGAGCAACUCCCAUCACUGCUAAACUACCAC